AUGUCAUCAACUUGGGCACAAAACAAUGAAGAACCAUUAGUUAAAUCAAUAGUCAAGAAUGAAAAUACAGAUCCAGAAGGUGAACAUAGUAAUCAAUCGAAUAGUAGUCAUACCACAUCGUCCUCAUUGGUAGGUGAUCGACAACAAACGUCUGCAGUCGAUCCCGUUUAUACCGAGCCAACAUCAUUGAAGAAUAUCAAUAUCGUUUCGUUGGAUCAUUCUCAAUCCGAGCAGUAUGUAGCAAACAACGAAUCACCUUCGUUUUCAAAUGCAUUCAUCAGAUCCGAUCUUCAGUCUUAUACGGAUCCAAUAGUGUACUAUGGAGAAGGUAUGAUCGAUCCAUUUCAACAGAAUUAUGCACAUUUACAGCAAGUUUUGUAUUCACCAUCGCUAUCAAGUCUUCAUCCUGCUUCGCAUUUAUCCUACGACGAAGUAGCUCGAUCGAGACAACUCUUUUGUGAUAAUGGUACUCUUCAAUCAUGGCCAUCCAAUGAACAUCAACAUUAUCUAGCAUAUCAACCGACAACCAUACCUAACAUUGCUGAACUAGCGCAUUUUCCAUCACAUCAAACCGAUCAAGCACACUUUUGGCAAGAUGCUGCCACUGGUGGAACGUAUAUGCCGUGUAUUACCGCUUCAUGUAUAGAUGCAUCGAACACACAUCAAUGUGUUACAUGUGGAAUAACAUCGGUACCACUUUGGCGACAUGAUGACACAGGACAUUACUUUUGUAACGCUUGUCGUCUACGAUAUCGAGCAGAUAGUUCAGAUCGAGCAUUACAACGACAUUCGCAACGAACAGAUGAUGAAGAUCACAUCCGUUCAACUGCUAUGGAUACUUCAUAUUCACUUCCACUGUCACAAUCAACAACAAAAAUGUUAUCAACGUUAGCUCUUCAAGACACAGAUAGAACAUAUUCAACAACGAAAAACAAUACUUGUAAUAACAAAUCGAUUUCUGAAACGAAUACUAAACGAACUUUAACUAAUCCACGACGUUCAGGUCUUCAAUGUGCUAAUUGUCAAACUCAAACGACAACCUUAUGGCGACGAAACUCCGAUGGAGAACCUGUUUGUAAUGCCUGUGGUCUAUACUAUAAGCUUCAUCAUGUUGCUCGUCCAUUGAACAUGGUUAAAGAAGGCAUACAAACUCGCCGUCGAAAGCAAAAGAAUAGCAAUACAAUAGUUCCGCCAAAAUCGAAAUAUAACAAACCGGUAAACCAGUUGGCAGCUAUGAAAGAAGCCAAAACACUGGAAUUAAGUCGUCGUCACGAGAUACCAAAAUCCAUCGACGAUUAUCAGUAUGAUGAUUUGCAUUUAGUUCAUCAUUCAUAUGCAUCUGCAUUCGAACAACAUCAACGUUAUUCUUCGGCGCAACAAUUAGACAUGACAACAAAUGAUUUCGACGCUGAGUUAUACGCAAGAGAAAUUGUUACAUCGCCACACUCCCCGACAGGCCCAAUGACAAUGAAGAAUAACGAGGAACCGCAUUUAGACGCAAUGACAAGUGCAAACAACAAUCAAUCGUGA
Messenger RNA from Adineta ricciae, 1530 nucleotides. The record is from the annotation of a GenBank genome assembly. Lineage: Eukaryota; Metazoa; Rotifera; Eurotatoria; Adinetida; Adinetidae.